AUGACAGUAUCACCGCCAGCAUCGCCCACUGGCGCCCCCCCGCGCCCCAUUAGCGCUGUCAUGCGCACUCCGCGUAGUGCCAGUCGUUUAAGUAUGAGCAGCAGGCAAGGUGGAAGCCGUGCAUCAGAUGAGGAUGGAAAGACUGCAGUUAAAGUCGCUGUCCGUGUCCGACCGCCACUGAAACCCACCGAUCCUGGUUACGAAUUGAUUCCUCAGAGAUUCCAGAAAUCCAUGGUCACGGUCACCGCGCCAACUAGUCUGGCCGUCGAUGUGACCGCUGGGCGCAAACUAUUUGUGUUCGAUCGUGUUUUCCCUGAAACUACCGAACAGCAGGGAGUCUGGGAAUAUGUCAGUGAUAGUGUCGACUCAUUUGUUCAGGGAUAUAAUGUGUCAAUUAUGGCAUAUGGCCAGUCCGGCGCGGGAAAGUCCUUCACAAUGGGUACUUCGGGUCCCACUGAGCAGAAUAACAUGCAGAAUAUGGGUGAGUUUGAAAGAUGGUUGUUUACGAAUGAACCUCAGGGACUAACCGGAUAUGUUCAUCUCGAUUUAGGUAUCAUCCCCCGUGCUGCGCAGGUCUUGUUCGAUAAAUUAGAAGGCCCCUCAAAACAUAAUCGUAAUGCCUCGCAUCCAACUACUGGGCUCCGAACGCCUCAACGAUAUUCAAUGACUUCUGCCGCAAACUUCGGGAAAUUGCACCAGGAAAAAGAAAAGACCUGGCAGCUGAAGGCUACAUAUGUGGAGAUCUAUAAUGAGCAGCUGAGAGAUCUGCUCCUUCCGGAAUCGACCGCCGCAAACGAUCGCAGCAACGUCACGAUACGUGAAGAUACCAAGGGUCGCAUUAUCCUGACUGGGCUCCACCAGGUAAACAUUAACUCGUUUGACGAUCUGAUCGGCGCCCUGAACUUUGGCUCGACCAUCCGCCAAACAGACUCCACGGCAAUCAACGCGAAAUCGUCUCGAUCACAUGCCGUAUUCAGCUUGAACCUUGUGCAGCGCAAGUCUUCACAAGCCCAAGCCACGCCGAGCCCCAUAAAGGAGAAGCGCAUGUCGAUGCCAGUCGACACGUUCAACACCGGGGAAUCAGUCACUAUCGAUAGCAAACUGCACUUCGUGGAUCUAGCGGGUAGUGAGCGGCUGAAGAACACUGGCGCCUCCGGAGAACGCGCGAAGGAGGGUAUCUCUAUUAACGCUGGUUUGGCUGCGCUCGGCAAGGUCAUCUCGCAGCUUUCCUCACGUCAACACGGCUCCCACGUCUCAUACCGUGAUUCAAAGCUUACACGACUGCUCCAGGAUUCACUCGGUGGAACCGCUUACACGUACAUGAUUGCUUGCGUGACCCCCGCCGAGUUCCACAUGAGCGAAACUUUGAACACAAUAUCAUAUGCUCAGCGGGCCAGAGCCAUUCAGAGCAAACCUCACAUUCAGCAAAUUGCAGAAGAAGGCGACAAGCAGGCUUUGAUUGAGCGACUCAAAUCCGAGAUAUCUUUCUUGCGCCUGCAGAUCCGCAACUCCGAAGGAUCUGAGCGACGGGAAGGAGGAUCCACCGAACGAAGUGAACGCAAGAACGAACGUGAAAAGCACCUGCAGAAUCAGUUGUUGGACGUCCAAGAAAGCUACAAUUCUCUCAGCCAGCGCCACGCCAAGUUGAUUUCGAAUAUGGCCAAUGAUUCGCAGUCGCCUGCCGCCAGCGGCGAAAUGGACGACGCUACCUCGGAGAUUGGGAAGAACUCGGUUGAGAGAAUGCAGCGGUCCAGGUCCUUUGCCGAGUCUGUGGAGCAGAUGGUUUUGGAGUACGAAAAGACCAUUCAAAGCUUGGAGGCUUCACUCUCUGAAACACGCGCCUCCCUCUCUAUCACCGAGAGUGAUUUACUCGAGCGUGAGACCAAGUGCGCGUAUAUUGAGACCAUCAAGGAUCAGCUUCAGACCCGUGUCCAUAAGAUGCAGGAGCGGGAAGCUAACACUGAGACCUACCUCCACGAACUGGAGUCUAGGCUUGAUGGCCACUCUACAGGCGAAGAGAAGCACGCUGCCAUUGUUGCCGAACUGCGCAAGGAAUUAAGCCGGGCUCGCGAUAGCGAAGCCAGUUGCGAGGAAUACAUCUCGACGCUUGAAGAACGACUCGCGGAGGGUGAUCAGGACAUGGAACUUAUGCAGCGCGAGGUGAUGCGCCUGGAACAUGUCAUUGAGCGCCAGCGAGGCCUCGGGCAGCUAGACCGCCUACUCAGCGAGCUGGACCAACAAAAUGGUGGGGAUAGACACGAUGGAGCCAACGGCAUUGACUACCCACACUAUCACCAGGCCAGGGAUACGCAGACCUCUCAUAGACACACGCCCUCUCUGGACGUUCUCAGCGAAGCAGUCGAGACAGCCAUUCCGGAAUCAGACGAGGAUCUUGUCGAGCCGACCAUGGAGGCCGAGCUCGAGUCCAUUGGAGAGUCCAUUGGAGAGUCCGAGCAGGAGACGGGUGAAGACUUGAAGGUUCUGGAAACCGCGACCAGCAAGCUGGAGGCACGUCGCUCGGAGGCUCUUCGCUCGGACCCCGUCGCAAGUCCCGCCCAGUCCAAGUUCGUUGCCGAUAAGCUUGAGACUGUCACUCAGGAGCUUCUCGACCUGCGUCUGCAGCACGAGAACACCAUUGGUGACUUCGAGAAUCUCGAAUUCAAGUACGAACAAGCUCUCAAGGCCCUUGAAGAGCUUCGCCAGGACAAAAUUGACGAAGCCCGCCACCCGGCACCCAGCGUUCAAAACGAACUUUCGCCGCGCCCGGUUCCUUUUUUAGGAAAUGGAGGCACUCCGACCUCGAAGUCUGGAGUACAACACUCAUUCUCGCAAUCACUCUCUUCGGAAUUAUCCUCGGCCGGGGAGCAAUCCACUUUGCGCGCAUCCUCUGAAGACGGAUCGAAGGCAAUUUCAUCCGCGCCCUCAACCCCGCAAGUGCUGUCGGCCCGUCAGGUGGACUCUGAAGAAUCUGAGAACAUGCGCAAGAUGCUCGCCGAGCAUCAGGAGAGCGCUGAACUCAUGACCCAGAAAUAUACGGAGUUGCAAACCGAGCAUGAGCAGAUUCUUGUACUGGUCGAAAAGCUGAAAGCCGAGGCCCAACGCGCCAAGUCGAGCUCACCCCCUGCAACUCCCGGUUUCAAAAUGAUCCGCCGCAUGACUAGCCAGAACCUUCUGUCAGGAGUUGACCGUGCGACCCGAGCCCUUACUGGUCUCCGCCUCCUUGCGUCCGAGGAGUUUGCUGAGAAGCCGGACGCUAUGCACAACUUCGACUACCACCUGGAUCAAAUCAUGCAUGAGUUGCAAAGCCGUAUGGAGCGCCUCCAAUCCCUUGAAGCCGAGAACCAGGGUGUUAAGAAGGAAAUGGAAAUGAAAUCUACUAUUAUUUCUGGCCUGACCAGAGAACGGUCGAGCUUGCAAGGUGCCUCGCCUGUGGACAUGGCUCUAGUGUCGCAACUGCGCGAUCAAGUCGUCUCCCAAGAAAGGCAGAUCAACCACCUUCGAGACGCUCAUGAAUCCCGCCAAAAUGAACUUUUGGCCGAGAUUGAUAAUUUGAAGGGUCUUCUGAAGUCUCAAGAAAGCGCCACCCGCGCAAUGGACGCCGGUGCCGAGGAGCAGGAGCAGAAGAUCGGUGCUCUGCAGGGAGAGCUCACGGAAUGGCAAAGCAAGCACAAGAGUGCUUUGGAAUCCCUGCAGUCCUCGGAGUCGCAACUCACUAGUACUCUUGCCGAGCUGGAAGGUGCUUUGGCUUCGGUUGCUGCUAUGCGCUCUGAGCGUGCUGUCGCCGAUACCGACUCUACUGAGAAAGAAGCUGCUGCUCAAGAACUCGAGGGUGGCCGCGUCGAACAGCAGGACCUUGUGGAUAGCCUGAUGAAGGAUAUCGAGCAUCACAAGGCUACUAUUGCUACUCAGCUUGCGACAAUUGCUAGUCUGGAAAAUUCUCACGCCGAUGUCCGGGAUCAACUGGCUUCACAGACCACUCGCGAGGAAGGAGCCAAUGCCGGCGCUGUUGACUUGGGUCUUUCUUCUCGGAUGGUCGAACUUGAGCAGCAAAUUUCUACCCACAAGUCGGUUGUCGAUUCUCACAAUACUAAGCUGGAUGAUCUCCAGGAAUCUCACAAGCGUGAACUGGCCGAGUUGGAGGAGCGGACCAAGGCUGCCGUCCAGGCCGAGUACGAUGCUCGUCUCGUCCAGAAGGAUGCUGAGCAUGAGCAAUCCGUGGCGACUUUGCAGAAAGAUAUUGCUGAGUCGCGUGAUGAGUUGGUAAAGCUGCUCAAGGCUGUGUCGACUCUCCUCAACUCCGAGGUCUCAGCCGAGAACUUGACGGAUCAGAUCCAAGAUGUUUUGGCCCAGAAGCAGCACUUCUCAGAUAAGUAUGCUGAACUUAUGGGCACCAAUGAAGACCUGCGCAAGCAGCUGAAGGCCAACGCGGACGCUGAGAGCCGUCUGAAUGAAAUAACCGACAAGCACAACGCCCAGGACGCCAAGGUUAAUGAGCUGGCUCUCUUGGUGGCUACGUUGGAGGAUACUCUUCGCCAGAAGGACGAACAGGUCAAGAAGAAGGAAGCCCUGGUUGAGGAGAUCACGAUGGAGAAGCAGAAGAGCGUGCGUCUCGUGGAGGAGCUGGAAGAGCAAAUUACGAACAGCUUCGAUCAGCACCACAACCGCCUGUCCGUCAUUCAGCAGGAGCGUGAUCAGGCCCUGGAAGACGCCAAGGCCAAGAUUGUUAUCUACGAAGGUGACAUCGAGACUUACCAAGUGCGUAUCGAACAGCUUGAGCUUCAAAUCAAGAACUCUGGAACCGCCGACGCCUCCCACGACCGCAGCAGCUCUCUCACAUCCAACCUCCGCAAGAGCUCCUCCGCUGCCUCUCUUCCCUCGCCUCCACCGGCGAUCCCUCUCCCUCCUCUCCCCACCAUCGCCUCUCACUCCAACGGCGCCUCGAGCGUGUCACCGCCCAGCUCUCGACACGCCAGCAAAGAGCUGGUCAACAUCCAGAUGGUCGAGGAUCAGGAAGCCCGAAUCCGAACAAUCGAGAAGCACCUGUACGCCGAGAAGCAGCUGACCGCCACAUUGGAAGAGGCCCUCGGCGACCUUGAAACCCAGAGCACCAAGGUUAAGGCUGACUGCGAGGCCUGGAAGAAGAAGGCCUGGGAAGUCGAGGAUGAACUAUCCUCCCUCCGCAAGGAACGCAACUCUGCCCGUCUGUCCCUCCAGGCCGUCGAAGAGGAGCGGAGUGCCCGCCGUGAAGCCGAGGCUGCGCGCGCUCAACUGGAAGAGCGCAUGGUCGCCCUCAACAAGAAAAAGAAGAAGAGCACCCUCAACUGCUUCUAG
This is a messenger RNA of Penicillium egyptiacum, 5331 nucleotides long. NCBI's taxonomy places the organism in Eukaryota, Fungi, Ascomycota, Eurotiomycetes, Eurotiales, Aspergillaceae. The record is from the annotation of a GenBank genome assembly.